Limulus polyphemus (Atlantic horseshoe crab) is the source of this 874-nucleotide messenger RNA. RefSeq lists its product as uncharacterized. Gene Ontology annotation, biological process: regulation of Toll signaling pathway; central nervous system formation; innate immune response. The annotation marks the transcript as partial. The record is from RefSeq and is a predicted model, not a curated record. Gene Ontology annotation, cellular component: extracellular region. Gene Ontology annotation, molecular function: growth factor activity; Toll binding. Lineage: Eukaryota; Metazoa; Arthropoda; Merostomata; Xiphosura; Limulidae. The transcript is spliced from 3 exons.
UGACCGUAUUUUUGGUGUCAUAAACAAAGUGAAAACCCGGGGAUUCAACUUCAGUUCAGUUUUCUUCGACGAACGAGAAGGGGAUACUGAACCAGCCAUGCUUCCCGACAUGCCAGAAGAAACGCAGAAACACGACGGUUACCUUAUUUAUCAGUCCUCAGUUCACUAUGAGUACAGGAAGCCCACACCGAGUUCCUGGCAUUAUGGACCUCCUCCAUAUUCAAGACACACUCCAGUGACUCAGGCCCAACUUCUGACGCAACUUCCUUAUCACGCCCAUCGAAGAGGCCUCGUUCGAAGGGAAGAAGACGAAGAACCCGUAUGUGGAAUUCGAUCAACGUUCAUCUCACCGAAAGCCGCGCUCAGUGACAAGUCAGAGUGGAAAUUCAUCGUUAAUGUGGCGGAGCGUGAUUCUCGUUUUAGGCAGGUCGUCAGGGUCGACAUUUGCAGCUCCCCUGAUGAAAGUUGCUCCAGCCAGAUCAGCUUGCCCUUUGGUUACACCAGUCGCUGCAAACAGAAAUUCAUCAAGAAGAAACUUCUGUCUCUUGAUGCUGACGGACAAGGAACGUCUGAAGAAAACUUUUUUGUUCCAUCUUGCUGUGUUUGUAAAAUUUCCAGAAAUAAUGAGAAGUAAGACUUCUGAUGUAUUGUUGAUUUCCCGGAUGAAGUGUCCCCCAGUGUUCCUAUGGGCAGGGACUAGUCAUUGCCUUACAGUAUUGUCUGAAAUGAGAGAUACCUAACUAUAUAAUUUCCUUCACGAAGCAAGUGUCUUCCCCCCUCCCUUCCGAAAAAAUACACAUCCCUUAAAUACGGACUUUGUUAUUUCGAGGACAAACCAAGAAUCCUUCUUGUUUCUUAAUCUCUAGCUUGCCAU